This is a messenger RNA of Elephantulus edwardii (Cape elephant shrew), 1157 nucleotides long. It is a transcript of the gene PPM1K, whose product is annotated as protein phosphatase, Mg2+/Mn2+ dependent, 1K. The record is from RefSeq and is a predicted model, not a curated record. Gene Ontology annotation, biological process: protein dephosphorylation. The transcript has 6 exons. Gene Ontology annotation, molecular function: cation binding; protein serine/threonine phosphatase activity. The coding region runs from base 60 to 1157 and encodes 365 amino acids. NCBI's taxonomy places the organism in Eukaryota, Metazoa, Chordata, Mammalia, Macroscelidea, Macroscelididae.
ACAUUCCGUUAUUGGUCCGUUGGCCUUUCCAGUGCUACCAGGCCCAGUGGAGCUGAGUGAUGUCAACAGCUGCCUUGAUUACUUUGGUUCGAAGUGGCGGUCACCAGGUGAGACGGAGGGUGCUGCUCAGCUCCCGCCUGCUGCAGGACGACCGGCGGAUGACCCCCGCGUGCCACAGCUCUCGCUUUGACCCCGACGGCAGCGGGAGGCCAGCCACCUGGGACAGCUUUGGGAUCUGGGACAACCGUAUCGACGAGCCCAUUCUGCUGCCGCCCAGCAUUAAGUACGGCAAGCCAAUCCCCAAAAUCAGCUUGGAGAACGUGGGCUGCGCCUCGCAGAUUGGCAAGCGGAAAGAGAACGAGGACCGGUUUGACUUCGCCCAGCUGACCGAGGAGGUCUUGUACUUUGCAGUGUAUGAUGGGCACGGCGGACCCGCGGCCGCUGAUUUCUGCCACACGCACAUGGAGAAGUGCAUUAUGGAUUUGCUUCCUAAGGAGAAGAACUUGGAAAUCGUGUUGACUAUGGCUUUUCUAGAAAUAGAUAAAGCCUUUUCGAGUCAUGCCCACCUGUCUGCUGACGCAACCCUCCUGACCUCCGGGACUACUGCAACAGUAGCCCUCUUGCGAGAUGGCAUUGAACUGGUUGUAGCCAGUGUUGGGGAUAGCCGGGCCAUUUUGUGUAGAAAAGGAAAACCUAUGAAACUGACUAUUGACCAUACUCCAGAAAGAAAAGAUGAAAAAGAGAGGAUCAAGAAAUGUGGUGGCUUUAUAGCUUGGAAUAGCUUGGGACAGCCUCACGUAAACGGUAGACUUGCAAUGACAAGGAGUAUUGGAGAUCUGGAUCUUAAAUCCAGUGGUGUGACAGCAGAACCAGAAACCAAGAGGAUUAAGCUCCAUCAUGCUGAUGACAGUUUCCUGGUCCUCACCACAGAUGGUAUUAACUUUAUGGUGAACAGUCAAGAGAUUUGUAACUUUGUUAAUCAGUGCCACGAUCCCAAGGAAGCUGCCCACGCGGUGAUUGAGCAGGCAAUGCUGUACGGGACGGAAGAUAACAGUACAGCAGUAGUAGUGCCUUUUGGUGCCUGGGGAAAAUACAAGAACUCCGAAAUCCACUUCUCGUUCAGCAGAAGCUUUGCCUCCAGUGGACGAUGGGCCUGA